AUGGAAAUAUCAAUAAAUCCAUUCAAUCAAAUUCAAGAUCAAGUUAUUCAAUUACUCAAUCGAUUACGAUCAAAACGACUUGUUUUACAAUGGCAAUAUAAAGAAAUGAUGCCUGAUCGAGAAAAUUCUGAGCUAUCACAUUUAUAUUUUAAUCCAAAAACUCAUAAGGAUGAUAUACCAGUUCGACCAAUUGAAAGUACAAUUCGUUCAUCAACAAGAAAUAUAUCACAAUUUUUAGAUAAAAUCAUACGACCUAUAUUUGAUGAUAAAUGUGCUUCAACAACUAUUAUUGAUGGAACAUCUUUAAUUAAAGAACUUUUAAAAUAUAUUAAAAAAGGUCUCUUCAAAUCAACAACACUCUUUUGUACAUUUGAUAUUCGUAAUUUAUAUACAAUGUUACCACAAGAUGAAGCACUUGAUAUUUUGGUUGAAUUUCUUCGAUUUCAUGGAUACACCAAAGUCAAAGGUAUUGAUCUUGAAACUAUUCGACAAUUAGCUGCAAUUGUUCUCAAAGAAAAUGUUUUUGUAUAUGGUAAUAAAAUUUACAAACAAGUACUUGGUGGUGCUAUGGGUUCAUCAUUUACAUUAACCUUAGCAAAUAUAUUUAUGUGGAAAUGGCAAAAAGACCUUGCUCGUCGACAAGAUAUGACAGCUGAAUUUUAUGGCCAAUACAUUGAUGAUAUUUUUAUGACAUGGAAUAAAUCAGAAAAAUCGUUAAAAGAUUUAUUAGAUGAUGCAAACAAAUGGCAUCCAAAUAUUAAAUUAGAAUAUACAAUUGGUAAAAGUUUACCAUUUCUUGAUGUUCUUCUUACCAACAAUAAUGGCAUUCUAACAACAUCGGUGUAUCACAAACCAGCAGCUGAACCUUAUGUUGUACCAUUCCUAUCUGAUCAUCCUCGACAUGUCUUCGUCAAUGUUAUACAAACUAGUCUAGCACGUGCUGCACGAUAUUCAUCUGCAUUUGAAAGCUUCAAUAAUGAACGCCGCCACAUUCAAUUAACAUUACUAUAUAAUGAGUAA
Rotaria sp. Silwood1 is the source of this 1020-nucleotide messenger RNA. The record is from the annotation of a GenBank genome assembly. Lineage: Eukaryota; Metazoa; Rotifera; Eurotatoria; Philodinida; Philodinidae.